Molecule: messenger RNA, 1918 nt
Organism: Triplophysa dalaica
Lineage: Eukaryota; Metazoa; Chordata; Actinopteri; Cypriniformes; Nemacheilidae
Exons: 2
Coding region: 106-1086 (326 amino acids)
Molecular function (GO): mRNA binding; metal ion binding
Source: RefSeq, a predicted model, not a curated record
UCUCUGUAUAAAAGAGAGGGUUUGACGCGCGUUUAACUUCACAGGGCAACCCGCGAAAAACAGUCUAUUUUAUAACAGUACUUCUGGGCGCAAAAACACUUCACUAUGUCCGAUUCGCUGGGCGACAGUCUUAUAAGGAAUCUGAUCAACCUGGGUUUAGAUGAAGCGUUCAACGUUACUCUAUCCCGUCCUUUCCCCUCGAAGAGCAUCAGUUCCGAGCGGCUGACCGACGACCUCAACGGCUGGUCGAAAGACGCCUGGAGCGACAUAACGCCCGGUAAACCCCAAUAUCCCUUAAAACCAGACCGAUCCAUGAGUCUGACCGACAGCACCUUCAACAGGAUGAUGCCCAACGACGUCCCUCCGCCACCCGGAUUUCCUCCUCUGGCGACCCUGCCCUCAAACCGCUACAAGACCGAACUGUGCCGGAGCUUUCAAGAGCACGGCGACUGCAAAUACGGCAGCAAGUGUCAGUUUGCGCACGGCGAGUGCGAACUGCGCGGUCUCAACCGCCACCCAAAGUACAAGACUCAGGCAUGUCGCACUUUCUACCAGUUCGGAUACUGUCCUUACGGACCCCGCUGUCACUUCAUCCACGAGGAGAGAAGCUCUCUGAAAGAUCCCGCAGACAACAACCCGCGUCUCCUUCGCCAGAGCGUCAGCUUUGCCGGUUUUUCCGGACCUCGAAGCACAUCUCCCCCUUUAUACGAGCCCCUGGGCUUCAACCGUGCGCCGUCCGUCUCUCCCCCUCCGGCUGAGAUCUUAUCCCCCAUCUUCAACGACUCCCGCGAAAUGUUUCCCUUCAGUCGUUACAGCAGCGGAGAUAUCAGCAAUGCGCCCUUCUCGGCGGAGCCUCGGUGCGUCUGUGGACACGGAAAUAACUCCGGGAACGGGCUCUACGCUAAGGAAGAGCGCAACAAAGCCUUCGUGACACUCAACCUGCAGCGCUUUCCUUCGGAGGAUUCGCUGUCGGACCGCGAGAGUUACAGCAGCACCGGCAGCUCGAGCGGCUCCGAGUCUCCCAGCUUCGACGGCUCGGGCGGGAAGCGGCUGUCCGUGUUCGCGCGGAUGUCCGUUUCCGAUUAAAAGACUUUAAUGCGAUUAUUUUCCAAUCAAAAUAAUUCAAAGUAAUGUGCAACGAGUCUUAAUACUGUUAAUUUAUUGUGUAUGUGCUAAAGGAGAUUAUUUUCAUACGAAGCUGCCCUCCAAAGCUAUAAGUAGGCCAAUUUUUUAUAACUGUGUAUUAUGUGGCGUGUUUUCUGUGAUUACGUCUUCCUUUUCAACGCUGUUUAGCAGUAAACAUUGACAGACAAGUGCCUUAAAAAUAUAUUCACCUAUGCUAGGGGCAUAAGCAGAGCUCGUGCCAAAACAACCAUUUAAUAUUAAUAUAAAUGUGGAAUAAUAUACCCAUAUGUAUCAACCAACAAUGUGAUGAACUUGAGAAAAUGACCUUACAUUCACUCACAAAGAAAUGCACUUUACAAAUCUAUUUUGGGAGAAUGUUUCCAUGUAGCAUUUUAACCAAAGCAUUAUAAGUUUAGGUACCUGUUUGUACAAAAAUCCUAAGAAACAAACUUUAAACUGUAUAUUUAUAUUGGACAAGACCUGUCAAGUUGUGAAAUGUUUUGACAACCCUGGUUGGGUCCUUUCUCAAGGAAGCUUGUCUUUCAUCAGGGACUGUAACAGUACAGUAUUUCUAUAGAGUAUAGGUUGCUUAAUUUUCAUUUUUUUUUGUAAUUGUAUAGACAUAACUAAUAUAUUUAUUGAGUAUUUAUUGAAGUUACAGCAAUGUAUUUUUUACUUAUUUAUCAACAUGUGUCAAGAGUCUUUACAAAUGAGAGAUGUUUGGCAUGAACCGAUGGAAACUAUUUUAGCUGACCAAAAUAAUAAUGUAAUAAAUACAAAUUGUGAAAAACAA